CAGUUCGACUAGGGUUUACCCUGCCUUUGCGCCGCCCCCCGACCUUGGUAUAACCCGCCGUCGCCAGAAACCUUCGGCGCAGAACGCACCGUAAACCACCGAGCACCCGCGAAUACUUGGAAGUCAAGCAAGGCGAAUUCGGCAUGGACUCCUUCUCGUCGCCGUCGAUGUCGUCGUCAGGGUCGUCCCCCAACCCGGAGGCGCUCAUGGAGCAGAUCAAGGCGCAGCUCGCGCAGGCCUAUGCCCAGGAGCUUCUCGAGACCGUUGGGAACAAGUGCUUUGCGAAGUGUGUGACCAAGCCAGGAUCAAGCAUGAGCGGAAGCGAGAGCAGCUGCGUGUCACGCUGUGUUGAUCGUUACAUUGAGGCAACUGGUAUCGUCGGCCGGGCUUUGUUCAGUCACCGUUAAGAAGCUGGGUAGUAAUGAGAUGAGGUGAACUGGUAAUAUGAGGCGAGCUUUUGUCUAGAGUCUUGUGUCGUCAGAAUACAGUAACAGUUGCUACUCAAGUCAUCAUGCGUUGUUGGUUCCGUCGGGAUGCUCGAUGUUUCAUUGCGCCAUUCUAGGUUUGUGAAAAAAACAGGAUGUAUUUGAGUGGUGAAGUUCUUUUGGUUAAACUUGUACUAAUAUUAUUUUUUCUGAGCAACAAAUAACCUCGUGCAGUUCUUCUCGAUGUUAUGUUUAGCCCAGAUUUUACAUGCAAGCAGUUCAGGUGAA
This is a messenger RNA of Triticum dicoccoides, 713 nucleotides long. Its product is annotated as mitochondrial import inner membrane translocase subunit Tim13-like. The record is from RefSeq and is a predicted model, not a curated record. The transcript is spliced from 2 exons. Lineage: Eukaryota; Viridiplantae; Streptophyta; Magnoliopsida; Poales; Poaceae. Bases 144 to 407 code for a protein of 87 amino acids.